ACGGAGUGACGUAUUGACGUCAAGCGGAAAUUUGCAGCAGCAGUUCUUUCUAGAAUUCUUUAGCAGUUUCUCGCUAGCCCACAAUAGGGAGGUCUCUCUCGGCCAAAUACAGCCUAACGCAAAUACACAUUUGUGAGAAGUGUAGUGUCCCUUGGACGUAUUCUUAUUUGACUCAAACUUCUUGAUAGCUUCGUUUAAUUCUCGAACUUAACCGAGUCACCUUCCAAGCUAACACCGUUAGCAUUGGAUUCUUAUUGGCAGGAUGUCUCGGAUAGACUACAGCGUGUGGGACCACAUUGAGGUGUCAGACGAUGAAGAUGAGACCCAUCCCAACAUCGACACACCCAGCCUUUUCAGAUGGAGACACCAGGCACGUGUUGAAAGAAUGGAAGAAUUCCAGAAAAAAGGUGAAGACAUAAAGAAGACACUCAACGAAUGUCGGCGUAAGCUGGCGGAGGCACAGAAGAAAGUAGAACAGCUGAACAUUUCAGACUCAGGCGAUGCCAAAGCAGAGCUGAGCAAAGCCCAGGCUGAGGAAAAGAAACUGAGAAAAGAGGAACGGGAGUGGACGAAGAAGAUGGAUGACCACAACCGGGAAGAGAAGAAGAUGCCAUGGAAUGUUGACACGCUCAGCAAGGAUGGUUUCAGCAAGAGCAUCGUUAAUGUCAAACCUGAGUCUUCUGAAGAGACUGAAGAAGAGAAGGAGCAAAAACAUAAAACCUUUGUGGAGAAACAUGAGAAACAGAUCAAACAUUUCGGUAUGUUGCGACGUUGGGAUGACAGCCAGAAGUACCUUUCAGACAAUCCUCAUCUGGUAUGCGAAGAGACUGCCAACUACCUGGUCAUCAUGUGCAUUGAUCUUGAGGUUGAGGAGAAACAUGCAUUGAUGGAGCAGGUGGCUCACCAGACCAUCGUCAUGCAGUUCAUUCUAGAGUUGGCGAAAAGCCUCAAAGUCGACCCCCGUGGUUGCUUCCGUCAGUUUUUCGCUAAGAUUAAGACAGCAGAUCAGCAGUACCAGGAUGCUUUCAAUGACGAGCUUGAGUCAUUCAAGGAGCGGGUUCGGGGAAGGGCCAAGAUCCGCAUAGAAAAGGCAAUGAAGGAGUACGAGGAAGAAGAGCGACAGAAGCGUCUGGGCCCCGGAGGGCUGGAUCCUGUGGAAGUGUAUGAGACCCUGCCUGCUGAAAUGCAGAAAUGCUUUGAUGAUAAAGACAUCCAAAUGUUACAAGAAGUUAUUAGCAAAAUGGACCCAACGGAGGCAAAGACUCACAUGAAGAGGUGCAUUGAUUCAGGUCUCUGGGUCCCCAACUCCAGGACAGACGAUGGGGAUGAAAAAGAGGAAGAAGCCACUUAUGAAGAGGUGAAACAGGAGCCGGAAGAAGCAAAGAAAGAAUGACCAACAUUGGCUCCAUGAUUGGUUGUUUUUGCAAAUGUACUUACCCGUUCUAUUGCAACUCCUCUAUGUGUAUGAUUAGUUUGCCAAGCAAUUGAAUAACUUCUCCAAAAAUAUUAAUCUGAGAUUUGACCAAUAGCAUUCACCUAAUUACACAAUGAUGUUGCAAAAAAAAAACUGCUGCUUCUGUGUUGGUAUUUUAUUUGUUUGGAAGUCACUGAAGCUGUUCUUUCAUAUAAUUGUAUACACUUGUCAACUGUGUGGGUAUGUCUGUGCAAACAACAUGCCUGCCUGACUGCUUUAUCUGUGUAGGUGUAUAGUUAUUAUGUUUUUGUUUUUUUGUUUGUUUUUUUCAAAAUUGAAUUUUUGUUAGACUUCCAGGGCUCGAGCGGCCAAUUAUAGUUAUUUUCCAAAAGCGACAUUUUCUACCGACUUGCUUAACUAAAGCUUGAAUUAUACCCAACUUCUCAAGACAAUGCUGUUGUGGUUAUCUAUUAAGUGUUGGUGUUUCCAGGUCAUAAACUUAAAGGUGAAAACUGUGAGUCAUGUAAGAAAAUGUAGAGAUCUUUUUGGUGAUUUUUUUUUCCCCUCUUCACGUACAGAUUCAGUGGCACAGUGAGUAAACAGGUCACUAUGAUAUGAGCUUGAGUUCAUCUCAUCUUAUAAUCCAACCCAACAACUGUAUUAAUCAUAAAGAGCUGUCAGUCAAUUCAGUGUCAGACCUGAUAGAAACUGAUGCCACUGGCUCAACCUCUGCUGUAGAUUUAUAUCAAACGGGCCCAGCCCAUAAUUACUAGAUACAGGAUUCCCAAGGUUGAGCCUUACUGGGUAUAGAGACAACUGAGAGUUCAUAUAGAUGUUAUUGCUGCCCACACUGGCCAAACCAGUCCCUAUUUAACAGAAUAACCGAUCAGUCGAGUCUAAAUACCUAACAUGAGCAGACAUUAGCUGCUGUGAGGCUAUUCCGGGAAGUGCUACAAAGGUGUGGCUAGAAUCUGUACUCUGUACUUUUCUCCGAACGUGAGUAUUCUUGCAGCCCUGCAUGAUAUCAGACCUAAUAUUUUAAAAAAUAAAAAAAGAUCCAAGUCAGUCCCCUUAUACAAAGGCAUUGAUUAGCUCAAAUAUCACUAAAUAAAACUGUUUAGUGUGCACUACUGGGAGCCUUUGUGAAUAAAAUUGCAUGUCUUUCCUUAA
Mugil cephalus (flathead mullet) is the source of this 2584-nucleotide messenger RNA. Its product is annotated as hsp90 co-chaperone Cdc37. Gene Ontology annotation, cellular component: cytoplasm. Lineage: Eukaryota; Metazoa; Chordata; Actinopteri; Mugiliformes; Mugilidae. The record is from RefSeq and is a predicted model, not a curated record. The transcript has 8 exons. Gene Ontology annotation, molecular function: heat shock protein binding; protein-folding chaperone binding; protein kinase binding. Bases 263 to 1393 code for a protein of 376 amino acids. Gene Ontology annotation, biological process: protein stabilization; protein folding.